Messenger RNA from Zasmidium cellare ATCC 36951, 327 nucleotides. RefSeq lists its product as uncharacterized. The transcript is spliced from 3 exons. The record is from RefSeq and is a predicted model, not a curated record. Lineage: Eukaryota; Fungi; Ascomycota; Dothideomycetes; Mycosphaerellales; Mycosphaerellaceae. The coding region runs from base 1 to 327 and encodes 108 amino acids.
AUGGAAGAACUCACCACCCUCCCCGAAUACCUCAAAGCCUCCAACGCCGACGGCCUCGCCAUCCUCGAAGCCACCGCCGUCUGGUGCAGUCAAUGUAAAGCGAUAUCACCAUUCGUCGACAAACUCAUCACCAAGUAUCCCGACGCAAGGUUUUACAAAUACGAUACGGACACAGCUCUUGAUAUAACCCAAGAACUCGGCGCGACGCACAUGCCCUCCUUCCACAUCUUCAAGGACGGCGACCUGAAAGGCAGCGUGACGGGUGCGAAAGCGCAAGAAUUGGAGAAGGCCAUUAAGCAGAACUAUGACGGGAAGGUUGAAGAGUAG